Molecule: messenger RNA, 1958 nt
Organism: Trichomycterus rosablanca
Lineage: Eukaryota; Metazoa; Chordata; Actinopteri; Siluriformes; Trichomycteridae
Product: interferon-induced GTP-binding protein Mx3-like
Exons: 12
Coding region: 1-1794 (597 amino acids)
Biological process (GO): defense response to virus
Cellular component (GO): membrane; nucleus; microtubule
Molecular function (GO): GTP binding; GTPase activity; microtubule binding
Source: RefSeq, a predicted model, not a curated record
AUGGAGGGGGAGUUUCACAGCCACUUAGAGGAGAAGGUUCGACCUUACAUCGAUCUGAUCGACUCUCUGAGGCUGAUUGGGAUUGAAGAGGAUAUGUCUUUACCACGUAUAGCUGUGAUUGGAGAUCAGAGCUCUGGAAAAAGCUCAGUGUUGGAAGCUCUAUCUGGUGUAGCGUUGCCCAGAGGAAGUGGUAUUGUUACCAGGUGUCCACUGGAGCUAAAGCUGCGGAAGAUUAGGGGUGGUGUUAACUGGAGAGCUGUUAUUUCUUACAAAGACGAGUUUAUUGAGUUUUCUGAUCCGUCUGAGGUUGAGGGUUACGUUGAGACAGCCCAGAAUGAGUUGGCUGGAGAAGGAGUUGGAAUCUGUGAUGAUCUCAUUACUCUGGAGAUCAUGGCUCCCGACGUGUGUGAUCUCACACUGAUCGAUCUACCCGGGAUUGCCCGAGUUCCUGUAAAGGGUCAACCUGAGGACAUCGGACACCAGAUUAAAAAUCUCAUCCUGAAAUACAUCGAGAAAAAUGAAACGAUCAACUUGGUUGUGGUGCCGUGUAACGUUGACAUAGCCACAACAGAAGCACUGAAAAUGGCACAGGAAGUGGAUCCUGAAGGGAAAAGAACUCUGGCUAUCCUAACCAAGCCAGACCUUGUGGACAUGGGAACAGAGAAAAAUAUCUUGGAAAUAGUCCGAAAUCAGGUCAUUCCCUUGAACAAAGGAUACAUCAUCGUUAAAUGUCGUGGCCAAAAGCAGAUUGAUGACGGGCUUUCUCUGACUGAAGCAACUCGAGUGGAGAGAGACUUCUUCAGAUCUCAUGAAAUCUUCAGUUGCCUGUUGUAUGAGGAGAAAGCAACGGUCCAGUGUCUCUCCUCCAAACUAACUCAAGACCUGGUCGAUCACAUUAAGAGCUCGCUACCUUUGCUAUCAGAGCAGAUAAAGAAGCAGCUGUGGGACAUGAGGAAAGGACUGAGUCAUUGUGAAGCUGGUCCACCACUGGACCCGCAGAAGAGGAAGACCUUCUUUAUUCAGACCCUGACCACUUUCAAUGAUAAGAUCAACCGCUUGUCCUCCGGUGAAGUGGUCAACAAUGAGAACUUGUUUGUGCUGCUUCGGACUCAGUUCAAAAAGUGGAAGGAACAUCUUGACGGCACAAAGGAAUCAUUCCACCAAACGGUUCAGGAUGUGGUGAAGGAGUAUGACCUGAAGCACAGAGGAAAAGAGCUGCCUGGUUUCAGUGACUACAAGGUGUUUGAGAUGGUGGUGCAGAAAUGUGUGAGCCAGCUAACAGCACCAGCUACUGACACUCUAAGGAUCAUACGAGAGAUAAUUGAGAAUCAGUUUGCUGACGUGUCUAAAGCCUGCUUCACCAACUACCCUUACCUCCAGAGUAUUGCAGCGAACAAGAUAGACAACAUUCAAUCGAAGCAGGAAGCCAAGGUGGAGCAAAGGAUCAUGGAGCAGUUUGAGAUGGAGCAACUGGUCUACACCCAAGAUGGCAUCUACUUCAGGACCGUGAAUGAAACUCAAACCACUGGAGCUACAGAGGACAACUUUAUCGUCUCGCAGCGUCUGGCUGACCAGGUGCCCAUGCUGAUCCGUUAUUUCAUGCUAAAGGAAUCCGCUCAGCUGCUGUGCAGCGAGAUGUUGGGUUUAAUGGACGGCGUCAACGUGAACGAAGCCCUGCGCGAAGAGUCCGAGGCCGGCAGACGCCGCGCCGACAUCCAGAACCGCGUGGAACGACUCGCCGUAGCCCAAGAGAAACUGAACCAAUUUGGAUCUAAGGAUCUACUGCAAAAUUAAUUGAUUUCAAGUUUCUUGUAUUUGGAUCGAGACCCGCUUGUGACCACAGGUGCAAGAUUGAGUUAUAAGGAAUAAGACAGCUGACUGAUUAAGACAAUUGUUAAAACUAUAUGAAUUGACCAAUGUGAACACUUGAUAUUUACACACCUGGCUGAGUAAACAAA